GCUCUUCCAACCACUCCACUCCACUCCACCCCACCCCCACCCCAAGAUUCCAUACCUGUGUCUAUGCUGUUUUUUUUCUUGUAACAAAAAUCCUUAUCUCUCUCUGUUGUUCAAUCUUGAAUCUUGAUCCAACUCUAUUAUAAUUCUCCAAACCCAACAAAAUUUUGAAAGAACAACACAUUUUUUCCAUCAAAGGUACAGUCUUUUUUUUCAGUUUAAGCCAUGUACAACACUUGUGUAAGUUCAGCUCUUACACUAAAGUGUAAAGGGUCAUCUUCAUUUUCAUAUUAUGAUAACUCAUAUUGCUUAAAUGAUAGAUUUUUUAGGCACCCUUUUGCGUAUUCUUCCUCAUUAUCAUCAUGUUGUUCUUGUUGUUCAAAUAAUGCUAGUAGUAGUACUAUGUUGUAUAAAGUGCCAAUUUGCUCUAGUUCCUUGUAUGGUUUGAGACAAUCUAGUUUAAUUCAAUGUAAAAAACUGAUCUUUGGUGGUUUAGAUAGAAAUUAUAAUUCAAGAUUUCAUGCUUUUGAUGUUGGUAAAGAGUGUAGUUAUGAAAAAGUUUGUUCUUUUAAGGAAAAUGAGGGGGGUAGUAGAAGGGGGAGGAGGUAUAGGUGUUUGGUGUAUGAGGAAGGGGGUGAAGAGAGUGAUGUGUUUUCGGAGUUUGAUGAGGCGGAGGUUAUGCUUAGUUUGUUGAGUAAGGAUGUGGAUGAGGAGUUGUUUGGUGUGAAAGAGAGGAAUAGGAGGUCGUAUAAGAGGAUAGACGCGGAGAAGAGGAAAAACGGGGGUGGGAUGAAUUGUGUUGGUAAGAAGAAAAGGGAUGAAUCGGGUGAUAUGGGGAGUACGUUGAAGUAUACGUAUGAAUAUGAGGUGAUUCCGUCAAGAAAGGAGGAUAAGAGAAGGGAAGAAGAGAGGGCGUCGUUAUUAAGGAGAGGGAGUCGAAGGACAAACCGUAAGGAGGAAGAAAAAGUUUCGUUGUUGAGGGAGAGUCAUAGAAAUGGAGCAAGAGAAGAAGAGGAGGUGGAGACGUUAAGGAGAGAGAAUCGAGGAACAAGGCAUACAGAGGAAGAAAGAGCUUCCUUGUUGAGGGAAAAUCACGAUGAAAGGACAAGAGAAGAAGGGAGGGGAAGUUUUUCAAGAAGGGAGGAACACAGGCAGCGACUGAGGAAAGAUGGAUCCAGCUGUUCGUCGUACUAUUCUGCUUCUUCAACAAAUGACCUUGAUUAUGACAGUGAAACGCAGGUUGAGGAUGAACACUUUGAAGAAGAAUCGUCAGGGAAGCAUGGAGGAGAUUUAAGGAGUGAAAGCGUUGCAGUGGAGGAAAGAGAUCGGAAUUACACUGCUAAACAAGGGGUUAUAUCACGGAAGGAUGAUUCUGCAAUGGGAUUGUAUAGUGCGACGACUGGUGACUGGAGAAAGAAGUCAGAGAAGAGGCUUACUGACAUAUCAGUUGAGGAGAUUGCAUCAAGAAAGGAAUCAAUGCAGAGGCAAUCGAGGAUAUCUCAAAUUCAUGGAAGUAGUUCUGAACAUGUUUCUGGUUCCUCCACGAGAUAUGAUGAUGUAAAACAAGAAUCAGCUUCUAUUACAAAGUUCGAGGGGAAAACAGCUGGACAACAUGGGCAAGCAGCACAAUCUAAUACAAAUAUAAAGUAUAAACAAUUUGUUGAUACAUCUGAGAGUCAAGACCUUAGAUCUAAAACUGAUUAUAGCACAACAAAAUCUUAUCAUGAAACAAAAGAAACCUCCGAGGAGGCUCUGCGUCAAAUUCAGCAAGCUAGAGAAGAAUAUAGUAAGAAAAUCAGGAGCAUCAUAAGGGAAGAUGAAUAUAGGAGAAGAUCUCGUAGGCUCAAUCAAGAGUCUAAUAUCCAGAAAAAUGACAUUAGGACGGAAUCAGCCAUUCAGGGAGUCUCUGAUACUGAACUCAGGAAGAAGGUGUCAAACGAGCACCACCACUCUAGUCAGAUCACUGAGUUAGUUGAGUUGAGAGAAAAGGCUGAACAAUCAACUAAGGCGGACGAAAAAAGAACUCAUGGUUUACAUAGGAAAUCUGAGACAAGGAUGAAGAACCAGGAAGAUUAUGCUAACCUUCUCAACAAGUCAUCAGUAGAACUGAAAGAGCACUCCUCCCAAGCCAGAAUAAGAGAUGCCAGAAGCACAAAAUCAGUAAUGGAAUCACAUGAGAAGAAAACUCUAGUAGGUGCGUCGAGUACCUCAACUACUCAUUCUAGUGACACUAGCAGAGUUGAAGUAACACAGGCAAACGAAAGAGAGGUGAAAGCAUCUUCCCAAGUAUUAUCAGGACGCUCAUCAAUUAUUGAGUCACAGGCUGGGUUUUCAACUCAAGAAGUUUCUGAUUCAGGCUAUCAAAGGGGUUUUUCACUACAACACGAACUUACCGCAGAUAGACCUCCACAACCUCAGUGCAAAACACUCGGUGAAGCUAGAAGGGAUGAGGUUAUUGGUCUGUCUUCGGAUUUCACAUCCCAUGAAGAUGCAAUUGGUUCAGCUGCUCGAUUGCAGAAAUCCUCGACUCAGUAUGUUGACGAAUUUGUAGAGAAGGUCAAGCAUGAGAUUUCAAACUCUGAGAUUCUGAAGGAGGAAAAGACCUCUGAGACAAAGUUAAUUAGCGAGGGAGAGCAGCAUACUCAAAAAGUUGUAGGCCAACAUGGUUGUGGUGAUUCUCAAUCAAAUGAGCAUGAAACAAGGCAAUCCUCUUUGGUUUUAGGGGCUAAGGGACCUUCAGAUGAAAUGUGGGAUGUAACUGAGCCCUCUGUCCAGGAACCUAUUGAGACACAAGUAUCAGAGGAUUCAGACAAAGACAAAACAAUUAUUGUCCAGAGAAGUGGUAGGUCCUUGUGGAAUAUUAUUGGAGAUAUCGUUCAUUUGCGAUGGAGGUCUCGUUCUGAUCGCGAUACUUUGACCUCUAAAUCUGGUCGAAGGAGCUCAUCUAAUCGAUCCACAAGUAGCGAAACGUGGUUUUCUGGUCAUGAAGCCGAGGAUAAUAGUAAUGAGAGUGCCAAAAAAGUCAGAAGGUUGAGCCGAGAAUCUGCAUCUUUAGACUGGAAUCGGCAGAAAAUGGUUCGCUCUCAUAGUCCGGGAGAAACAUCCAGCUCAUCAAGCCCAAGGGAACAAAUGAACCUCACAUUAGUGGGAACAUCAUCUUCUCCAAUUAUUUUACAGAGCAGUUCACCAUCCAAUACUAUUCCAUUGCCUUCUUCUGAAGUCACUACUGGGGAAAACUUGCAAGGUAGCUCUAGUGCAAUUGUCCCAGAAGGGAGGCUUCCGAUUUCUUCAGUCCCAGUGAGAACCUCACCCAUUGUAGAAGAAAUAGCAGAAGUUGGCCAAGCUGUUCCAUCCAGCAGUAGCAAAGGGCAAGCAGUUUCCACUGUCUCCGGUGAGGUGUCGGGGUCUAAGGUUAAAGAUGCUGAAGUGAGACUUGGAAAGUUUCAAAGGUCUGAUCAAUUUGUAAAAGACAGGUUUGAUGAGUGGGAAGAAGCAUUCAAGCUUGAAAACGAUCAGCGGAAAAUUGAUGAAAUGUUUAUGAGGGAAGCACUAAGGGAAGCCAAAAAGGCUGCUGACAAUUGGGAAGUACCUGUUGGGGCUGUGCUGGUCCAUGAUGGAAGAAUAGUUGCUCGCGGAUGCAACCUUGUAGAAGAACUGCGCGACUCUACUGCUCAUGCAGAAAUGCUGUGCAUACGUGAGGCUUCAAGCACACUUCGGUCAUGGAGACUUUCGGAUACCACACUUUAUGUAACACUUGAGCCGUGUCCUAUGUGUGCUGGAGCAAUACUUCAAGCUAGAAUUGAUACUGUUGUAUGGGGAGCUCCGAAUAAGCUCCUAGGGGCUGAUGGCAGCUGGAUUAGGCUUUUCCCUGAUGGAGAUGGAGAAAGGAGCUUGGAACCAACAGAUAAGCCUCCUGCUCCAGUUCAUCCUUUCCACCCUAACAUAACAAUCCGGCGUGGAGUGUUGGCACCGGAUUGUGCAGAUGCUAUGCAGCAGUUCUUUCAACUAAGGCGGAAGAAGAAGGAAAAGAAGUCGGAAUCUCCACCACCACCUUCAUGUCUUCCCAUUUCAAGACACCAACCGAAAUUCCUCAGCAAGAUUCAUGACGCGUUUCAUAUGAUGUUCUGCCUGUGAUUCUUGUUUCUGGACUUCAUAUUUUCUGCAAAAUUGUAUUUUAUAACGUGGUAGCGGAUGCCUUGAGCAGGAAGGCGGUGAUUAUGGGUAGUUGAGCUAACUCUCUGACAUGCUCUUUUUCGCGGUAUCCUAUUAACAGCUGAUGUUCUUUUAACGUCUGAAGUAAUCUGCAAAUUUAUUGCCCUUCCA
Capsicum annuum is the source of this 4320-nucleotide messenger RNA. Its product is annotated as tRNA(adenine(34)) deaminase, chloroplastic. Gene Ontology annotation, cellular component: chloroplast. The record is from RefSeq and is a predicted model, not a curated record. Gene Ontology annotation, biological process: tRNA wobble adenosine to inosine editing. Gene Ontology annotation, molecular function: tRNA-specific adenosine deaminase activity. The transcript has 4 exons. The coding region runs from base 223 to 4131 and encodes 1302 amino acids. NCBI's taxonomy places the organism in Eukaryota, Viridiplantae, Streptophyta, Magnoliopsida, Solanales, Solanaceae.